Molecule: messenger RNA, 1022 nt
Organism: Myotis davidii
Lineage: Eukaryota; Metazoa; Chordata; Mammalia; Chiroptera; Vespertilionidae
Gene: NUCKS1
Product: nuclear casein kinase and cyclin-dependent kinase substrate 1
Exons: 7
Coding region: 1-732 (243 amino acids)
Biological process (GO): double-strand break repair via homologous recombination; interstrand cross-link repair
Cellular component (GO): cytoplasm
Molecular function (GO): single-stranded DNA binding; double-stranded DNA binding
Source: RefSeq, a predicted model, not a curated record
AUGGGGAACCAGGGUGGAAAUAGGAAGGUCGUUGAUUAUUCACAGUUUCAGGAAUCUGAUGAUGCUGAUGAAGAUUAUGGAAGAGAUUCGGGUCCUCCAGCUAAGAAAAUUCGAUCAUCUCCACGAGAAGCUAAAAAUAAAAGGCGAUCUGGAAAGAAUUCACAGGAAGAUAGUGAAGACUCAGAAGAAAAAGAUGUGAAGACCAAGAAGGAUGAUUCUCACUCAGCAGAGGACAGUGAGGAUGAAAAGGAAGAUCAUAAAAAUGUGCGCCAGCAACGGCAGGCAGCCUCUAAAGCAGCUUCUAAACAGAGAGAGAUGCUCUUGGAAGAUGUGGGCAGUGAAGAAGAACAGGAAGAAGAGGACGAGGCACAGUUCCAGGAGAAAGAUUCCGGCAGCGAUGAAGAUUUUCUAAUGGAAGAUGAUGAUGAUAGUGACUAUGGCAGUUCAAAAAAGAAAAACAAAAAGAUGGUUAAGAAGUCCAAACCUGAGAGAAAAGAAAAGAAAAUGCCCAAACCCAGGCUAAAGGCUACAGUGACGCCAAGUCCUGUGAAAGGCAAAGGGAAAGUGGGUCGCCCCACAGCUUCAAAGGUAUCAAAGGAAAAGACUCCUUCUCCCAAAGAAGAAGAUGAGGAGCCGGAAAGCCCUCCAGAGAAGAAAGCCGCGGCCAGCCCCCCGCCCGAGAAGUCUGGGGAUGAAGGGUCCGAAGAUGAAGCCCAAUCUGGGGAGGAUUAAAAGUGAUGAUGGUUUGGGAGAGAUUUUAUUUAAAAAAAGAAAAGAAAAAAAAAAGGAAAAAGGGGGGCAAAAAAGAAAACUACAUAAAAUAGAACAUGGUUUUGGCUAUGGCUUUGACUCACGGGCUUUCAGUGCUUCUUUCCCUUUUGUUGAAAAGAACUUCCUCUUUUUUUAAUUUUUUUUUUUAAAGAAUAUCUUUGUAUGUUUAAUUUACCUUUUUGUCUAUUGGUCUUUUCUUUUCUACCACCCUCUUCUCUCUCCCUUUUUCAAUGAAAGCCAUGUCAAAUUAA